AUGCAAUUCAACAAAAGAUUUUAUUUCUUAGUUCUUACACUCUGCCUCAUCCUUGCUGCAUGCUCUCAUGCUAGCCCCGUACCUGAUCAUAAGGAUGAUAAAAAAGAAAUUAAAAUUGGAAAGAUUACCGCUAAAGAAAAUGAAAAAAAAGAAGAAAUUACUCUCACUAUAAACUUUAGCGUAUAUAAAAUUGAUGCUGAAAUUAAAUUUAAAUCUGGUGAUGGCAAAACCUUGAAGCCUACAAAAAAGACUGUUAAGGCAGGUGACAAGAAAGUCGAGUUCAAAGUGAAAGUUAAGGAUGGAAAAUCCGCCAAGUUCACCGUCACAUUGGAGGAUAAGGAUUGUGGCGUCAAAGCUGAUACAACUUUCAUUGUUAAAGAUAAAGAAAAAGAUUGUAAAGAAGACAAGUAG
Messenger RNA from Racocetra persica, 411 nucleotides. NCBI's taxonomy places the organism in Eukaryota, Fungi, Glomeromycota, Glomeromycetes, Diversisporales, Gigasporaceae. The record is from the annotation of a GenBank genome assembly.